Messenger RNA from Cyanidioschyzon merolae strain 10D, 891 nucleotides. RefSeq lists its product as hypothetical. Bases 1 to 891 code for a protein of 296 amino acids. The record is from RefSeq and is a predicted model, not a curated record. NCBI's taxonomy places the organism in Eukaryota, Rhodophyta, Bangiophyceae, Cyanidiales, Cyanidiaceae. Gene Ontology annotation, cellular component: mitochondrion. The transcript has a single exon. Gene Ontology annotation, biological process: cellular respiration; ubiquinone biosynthetic process. Gene Ontology annotation, molecular function: ubiquinone binding.
AUGCCGCAGGCGAACGCGCAAGCGCUUACGGGUCAUGGCGCCUUCCAACUGCUGCGUCUGGAGAGCGUUUUUGGCGGGCGGGUUCUUCAGCCCGCCAAGAUGCUUCUAAGCAAAACAAUGCGGAUGCAUCGUAUUCACCGAUUCAUUGGAAGCACUGGUGCGCAUUGGCAACGAGGCUCGGGGAUAGAUUCUCGAAACCUGAGCACUAGGCGGAGCGCAGCGUUUCCUGGCCGGACACCGACACCGUUGCGUACGGCUUACGUCACGAUCUUUUCCAGACUCGAGCCCGAUGGGCUACCUUUUUCUGUGCUCGGCAGCAAACGUGACUUCUUUGGGAAACUACGCAGUGCUACUGUUUCGGAAGCACCGCGAGACCGGAGCACUCAGACAGCACUUUCACGCUCGUUCAGCGAGAGCAAACUCGUUCCGUUUAGCGCACACGAGCUCUACAGCGUCGUUGCAGACGUUGAACGGUACCACGAGUUCGUGCCGUGGUGCACCAGCUCCCGAGUUAUUCAGCGAUACGGGGAACGUUUGCUAGAAGCGGAGCUCAAGGUAGGCUUCCAGCUUUUCCACGAGAAGUACAUUUCGCUGGUGCGUCUCGAGCCGGACCGAGCAGUGCGAGCAACCGCCACGACGAGCCAGCUUUUCGAACAUCUGGUUAAUGAAUGGCGCUUUCGACCCGGGAAGAAUCCCAACGAGUCUUGGGUUGAUUUUUAUGUAGACUUUCGGUUCCGCUCUCCAGUAUAUCAGGCUGCCGUGGACUUGUUCUUCAAUGAGGUGGCUAGGAAAAUGGUCCGCGCUUUCGAAGAGCGCGCACGAGUUGUUCAUCGCAAGUUUUCCGAGCGCCGGCGGCCAAGUGCUGCUGUCGUCGAAGAGCAACAGGCGUAG